Closterium sp. NIES-67 is the source of this 3659-nucleotide messenger RNA. Lineage: Eukaryota; Viridiplantae; Streptophyta; Zygnematophyceae; Desmidiales; Closteriaceae. The record is from the annotation of a GenBank genome assembly.
AACAUGUUUAGUUAUCAUGCUUGUAUAGACUGUAUAGGGUCAUCUUCUAGAGAGUACAACUGUUAGGUAUAUGUUUGUGUACUCUCUUCCUCUCAAUUAUCAAUUUCACUGUUUAAUAUGGUAUCAGAGCCAAAGGUCUUGGGUUCAACUCCCGGUGCCAGCGCUGCAGAGGCGCUCGUGUCUUCCACCUAUCCCAGCGGGGGGGGGGUGUUGAGUCAGCAACUGGUGCUCACUCCCUUUCCCGCCCAACUGUUUACCCUAAUCCUUAGCGGACCGUUCGGUCCAUUGCCCAAGCCUUGUUAGUUAGACGUCUCAUGACCGUUGCAUCACGGCAGUCGAGUUGCUCUCGCGCGUCGCGGGAGCGAUGGACGGGUCGGCGACGUGGGUGGUGGAGGUGACCAAGUACAAGGACCAGACCAAGGACGCGCUCUGCCUCGCCAUCGCGCACGCGCAAGCGCUAUCGCAGUCGCAGUCGCCAUCGCUAGUGCUAUCGCGGCCGCCCAGCAUCCUCGUGGUGCACGUGAUGACCGAAGUGCCCUGCUCCCGCGGGAUGGAGCUGCCGGCGAGCGAGGUGGACGGCAAGUCCGCCAUGGAGCACGGGCGGCGCCUGGUGGAGGUGAUGCUGCGCCCCACCCUCGCCUACGCCAAGGCCAAACACGUGCAGUGCAGUGCGGCGUUGGAGCGCAACGACUCGCGUGAGCACGGCCUCUGUGCCGCCGCCAGACGAGCCAACGCGGAGCGCGUCUACAUCGCCGCCAGAAAGAAGCUGCUGAGCUGGUCGUCGGCGUCCACAUCGGGCUACCAGGCGCUGCUGCCGCCGUCCUGUGUGCUCAUGGUGGCGCAGGGCUCCAAGCAGCUGCACUCGCUGCCCGGCACGGGAGGGGCACAAGCUGCCUUCCCCAUACCUCCCAACCCCUUCAUUGGCUGUCGCUACAACGCCUCUGCCGCGCCCUCACUGCAGUCGUCUGACUCUGGCGCCGCCUCUCCCGACUCGCAGCACAAUGGCUCUGCCCCUUAUGCAGCCCCCCACCGCACCAUGCCCACGUCGCUGUCGGCUGCCAGCGACGCCUCUGCCCCCGCCUCCUCCCCCAGCCACAGCCUGUCCUCCAGCGGCCAGUUCUCCCUGCCGCCUGCCGCGCCUCACUGCACUCCGCCCGACCCCUCCGCGCUGGCCGCCCCUGACAGCCCCCUGGCGGACGCCGCCUCGCGUGUGGCGCAGUGCGCCGCUGCGGCGUCCAGCACGUCCACCCCCAGCGCCGGCACUCCCGGGGCAUGCACGCCCACGCACGCUCAGGGGCUGGCAGCAGCGCGCUCAGACGGGGCAGCAGGGGGGCCGUGGGAGUCGCCUGUGCGAGGCGGCUUGUCGUCCAUGUCAGUGGGGGCCAGUCCGCUGGGGGCCAGUCCGCUGGGGGCCAGUCCCCUCGCACCCAUGUCAGCGAGCUCACACCCUGAGCCGGGUGUGGCGAGUGCAGCAAGGCAGUCCCUGGACGCCGACCCCCACAGCGCUGAGAGGUUCCGCCGCUGCUCCUCCGAUGUCGGCAUGGCCCGGCCCUCCGGCCUGCCGCCCAUCCACUCCUCGCUGCCGGGCGCGCAUGGCUCCAGGGAGCAUGUGCGCGCGCUCUCGUCCAGCACCAGCGCGCUUGACUCUGCUGCCGCUGCUGCGCGCCUGUCCCCUGCGCUCAACGGUGGGGGGCGGCGCGGCGGCGUGGAGGCGGCAGUGGCGCUGGUGGCGCUGGAGGAGGAGAGGGAGGAGCCUGGGGGGGGACAAGGGGCGGGGCAGGGGGAGGAUGGGGAGGCGGGUGGGAGUGCGUCGCGGUCGCUGGCGGACGAGCUGGCGCGGCUGGACGAGGAGGAGGAGGAGGGCGCGCAGGGGGGGGGGGAGCGCUGGGAGGGCAGAGCUGUCAGCAGCAACCGCCUGGCGGAGAAGGGAGUGGAUGCAGCGGGGGGAGAGAGCCGAUCAGGGAGGCAGUCCCUGUCGCAGCAGCGCAUGCUGCACGUGAGUGGGCCGCACGCCCGGCACUGGAGUCGCGACCACGAAGAUGGCGCCUCCACGCCCGCCUUCGCACCUGCAGGUCCGGGGGCAGCAGCGGCAUCAGGGGCAUCAGGGGCAUCGGGGGCAUCUGGGGCGUGGGCGGGUGCAGGGGCAGCGGGGGCGGGGGCGUUUGAAGGGCUGUCCACGGAGAUGCAGUGGGGCGCUGCCACUGCCAGUCGCUCGCGCGACUUCUCCACGCGCAUGUCGUGGCAGCGCUUCCACGCGCACUCCUCCCAGACCGCUGGCAGUGGCGCAGGGGGGGGGCUCUCCAUCAGCCGCUCCUCCUUUGGCGCCGGCCCACUCAGUCCACGCUCCGCCGCCCAGCUGCUGAGCGAGGGCGGCAUUGACUGCCGGCUCUUCUCUCCGGAGCAGCUGGAGCGCGCCACUGGGGGGUACAACGCGGCGAACCUUCUAGGAAGGGGGUCGUUCGGGCAGGUGUUCCGUGGCGAGAUGCUUGGGUGCGCGGUGGCGGUGAAGCGGCUGGAGGGGCAGGGGUGGCAGGGGCCCGAGGAGUUCCGCAUGGAGGUGGAGGUGCUCAGCCGCAUGCGCCACCCCAACAUUGUGCUGCUCAUGGGCUGCUGCGUCGAGGAAAUGGCGCUCGUCUACGAGUUCCUCCCAGGCGGCACGCUGCAGGACAAGCUCGGCCCGCCCACGACUCCCGAUGAUGUGCCUCUGAGCUGGGCGGACCGGCUGCGCAUUGCGGCGGAGGUGGCGUCGGCGCUGCUGUACCUGCACCAGAACGAGCCGCCCAUUGUGCACCGCGACCUGAAGCCGGAGAACAUCCUGCUGGACGCGCACGUGGGCAGCAAGAUCGGCGACGUGGGGCUGGCGCGCCUGCUGGAGGCGGACGGGGCCACCACCAUGAAGGUGCGCGGCACGGCGGGGUACAUCGACCCCGAGGAGGUGGAGACGUGCGAGAUCAGCACGCUGUCCGACAUCUACGCCUUGGGGCUCAUCCUGCUGCAGCUGCUCACGGGGCAGAAGAGCGUCAAGGCCGUGCACCGCAUGCUGGCCGAGGCCGCCUCCAAGGGCAGGCCGCGCGCAGGGGGCGUGGGACCGGGGGGGGCGAGCGCGGAGGCGGUGGCAGUGGUGAUGCGGCACGUGGACACGGUGGGCGGCGAGUGGCGCAGCGACCUGGUGGAGCAGGUGGCGGGCGUGGCGCUGCGGUGCGCCGACAGGCGGCGGGCCAGGCGGCCAGAGCUGGCGGGAGAGAUCCACCCGCUGCUAGUGCGCGUGGCGGCAGAGGCGGAGGCGGAGGUGAAGCGCAGGAAGCAACAGAUCGACCAGCAGUUCAUAUGCCCCAUCUCCAAGGAGGUGAUGCGCGAGCCGGUGGUGGCGGCGGACGGGUUCACGUACGAGCGCGAGCACAUGGAGCGCUGGAUGGCCGCCUGCACGCUCUCCCCCGCCACGGGGCAGCCCCUCGCGCACACCGCCCUCACACCCAACAAUGUGCUCAAGAACCUCAUUGCCUCGCACCGCCAGCGAUGACGCCUGCUGUGCCGUGGUCUGUGAUGGGCAUGGCAGUGAAUGGCCAGUGUGGCGGCACCGCUCAACGGCGCGUGCUGCUCUCUGUGAACAGCUGCACCUAUAAUGGCAUCAUGGGGUUGUGUUGUGUCUGUCAAGAGCA